This is a messenger RNA of Nothobranchius furzeri (turquoise killifish), 2033 nucleotides long. It is a transcript of the gene glmna, whose product is annotated as glomulin, FKBP associated protein a. Gene Ontology annotation, molecular function: ubiquitin-protein transferase inhibitor activity. The record is from RefSeq and is a predicted model, not a curated record. Lineage: Eukaryota; Metazoa; Chordata; Actinopteri; Cyprinodontiformes; Nothobranchiidae. Gene Ontology annotation, cellular component: cytoplasm.
AGCUUCCCGCUCUGUUCGCGUCUCCGACUGAAGCUCCGGCUCGCGGUGGCCUCGCGCGGACCUAGCUUGUUUCAAACGGAAGUGCCUCUCUGUUUCCGGCUGAUCCGAGGACAGCAGCGAUGGCUCUGGAGCAGCUCAGUGAUGUGGUCCAGAGAUGUCAGGCACUCCCGGGUGACGGCUACAGCUCGGAGGAGCACGACGUCUUCACCACGGCUGGACGGACCUGCAUCGAGGAGGGCCAUAGUCCACAGGUCCUCAGCAUCGUGCUGGAUGAGAAGAAUCAGAACCUGAUCAGGAGUUUGGGCUGGAACCUGCUGCCUCCACUGAUUCAAGUGCUGCUGAAGAAAGAAGACAAGAACCUUCCUCAGUGUCUGGCCAUGUUCAACCACCUGAUGGAGACCUGCCGGCCCAAAGAGCUUCUGAUUGGUCUGCUGGAGCAGCUGGAACACGAUGAUCCUGACGGCAUAGCCAACCGUCUCCAUCUCCUGCUCGGCCCGUUACAGAAAGUGCUGCUGUCCCUGGGCAGCCGAAAGGCCUCUUUCUUGGGUAUGACCCUGUCCUCUGUCCUGGACCAGCUGGCCAAGCUGCCCGUCCCUGGCACCAAGGAGCAGGAGGAGGAUGCCAUCUUCUCUCUGUGCCGCUGCUGCGCCGAGCUGAUGGACUUUGUGAGGCCGUUUGUUCUGGAGGCCAGGCAGAGCGGCAGAGCUCGGGGCGACUCCUGCAAGUCGCUGGGGGGCCUGGGCGGGGACAGCGAGGACGAGCUGCAGACAGAACUUCUGAAGUUCUGUAUGAAGGCGCUGAGUCAGCCGCUGCUGGAGGUGCAGCUCCAGGACCCCGACACGCUGCCUCUGUCUCCCCUCAGGGCCUUCGCCACAGAGAUCCUGGAUAUCGUCAGUGCGAUCGGAGAGUCCCUCCCAGCUCUCGUGUUCCUCCCUCUGCUGAAGAGGAAGCAGGUUCCAGGCUUCCUGGAGGAGGAGGUGCGAUACCCUAAGACCUCUCUAGCCAGCCUGGCUCACCUGGUGUUCGUGCAUCACCUGGCGGCAGACACCUUCCCCAGUGUUUUCAGCCCGGUGUUUUGUCUGCGUGGAAACCUGGAGCACGUUUCUCUCCUCCUGUCCAGAACCGAAGACCUCGGGCUUCAAAAGGGACUGGAGCUGUAUGAGAAGAGCCUGGUGUGUGUGGAGAACAACAGUCUAGCAGCUGAUCUGCUGGAGAUUAAAACCUUUCUCACAGUCCCUCAGGAUCUAAUAAAGGUCAUGACCCUGUGUCCUACAGACGUUCUGAGGACUAAAGGACUGAAGGUGUUCCAGCUGAGCAUCGAUAAGUUUGACGCCGAGGCCAAGUACAGGUUCUUCCAGUACCUGCUCAGGACCAGUCAUCACUCAGGAGUUGAAGGUUACGUCAUUAAAAACAUCAAGAAUCAGAUCGACUCAGCCCUGCAGCCAGGUAAGGAGAACGCCUGGUUUCAGGGGACCCACCUGAUGCCUUUGCUACGGAAAGUCUUCAGUCUUCCAGACGGGCCAGAGACGGACCUGCUGCAGUACAUGGACAGAGUCAUGGAGUCUCUGAACCUGCUGCGCUACCUGGUCAUCCGAGAUAAGGUCACAGAAAACCAGACGGGCAUCUGGACUGAGCUGUAUAAGAUAGAAGACACCUUCAUGAAACCUCUACGCGUGGGGCUGAACAUGUCCAGAGCCCACUAUGAGAGGGAGCUUCAGGAUACCCGGGAGGGCAAGAAGAAGGCCAAAGACCGCUCGGUUCUGUCGGUCUCUGUCGGAGAGGAGAAGCUUCCCCGCAUGACGCCGGACUCUCAGAUUCAGGCGCUGCACUCUGCCCUCCACACCUUCGACAUGAUUGAGAGUGUGUUGGUGCGCGUCGAGGAGCUCACCGAGGUGAAGGACGGCGUGUAGACCACCAGAGGACCUGCAGCUUGUGGCGCUGCGUACUUUUCAGGUUUAUGAUGAGAAAUGUUGCCUCCUGUGAUAUAAAAUAAACAUCUGACUCAAAUCACAACUUUAUUACCACCAAACAAA